Zeugodacus cucurbitae (melon fly) is the source of this 4170-nucleotide messenger RNA. RefSeq names its product odorant receptor 94a (gene Or94a). Gene Ontology annotation, molecular function: olfactory receptor activity; odorant binding. The transcript is spliced from 6 exons. Gene Ontology annotation, cellular component: plasma membrane. Gene Ontology annotation, biological process: sensory perception of smell; detection of chemical stimulus involved in sensory perception of smell. The record is from RefSeq and is a predicted model, not a curated record. Bases 2464 to 3675 code for a protein of 403 amino acids. Lineage: Eukaryota; Metazoa; Arthropoda; Insecta; Diptera; Tephritidae.
AGUAAAUUAAAGUACCAAUAGCUAUGAUAAAGAAUAAUAAAGCUUUCGCAUCAUAUAGCUUCUUUACUGCUAGGAGCAUAACUUUCUCUCCACAGCUAAAUCUACAGUGACCAUAUUUACCAAUUGGACGAAGGAGUACAGUCUAGACUUAAAUGAUUCUGACGUUUGCAUUAAAAUUCCAACUGGUACAAACCCAAACAUUUGGGAGUUACUUUAUUCUUUUACCUCCCACACAACCGCGAUCCUUAUCAAACUAUAGAGCCGCAACAAGAUCCUCAUGUCGCUAUUGGGCAGCAAAUGGGGAAAAUACAAAGAAACUUUGUUGGCAACUUACCAGGCUAACGGCCGGCCGGUUAUAAACUACGUCACCCCAACAUAGUCGCCUGGAUGAAGUAGCACGUAGCUAGGGAAACUAUAGACUUGUCGAAAUACCAAACCGGACUUCGGACACGACAGACUUUCGACAAGCACUGAAAAACGUUGUCAGAGAAACUAUUAACACCUUUAUUGAUUCCUUCUCCGUGAAUGACGUACUUCGAGUAAAAUCAGCACCAAUUGCUGACACCGUGCUUGAGUUGCCACGCGCAACUUCGUUCUGUAUACUGUAGUCGAUUAAACUCCUAACUAUUCAGACUGAAUCCCGUCAUAGACUACAAACCACCUCUUUUCAUGUCCAAUUAAACCCACUAAACUAACACGCCUUUUUGUCUUUGAUCCGACCAUGUCGAAACAGAUCGUUUCCUGGGCCUCACGUUAGAUGACUUUGAUGGCAAUUCACUUACUUAUACAAUGAAGGCAGGUAAUCCGAUUACUCUAUACAAUCCAAUAAAAGGAUGACCCUUACUUUUGUCAAAGUAGACUUCCGAACAACGAAUUCAAGUUUUUACUAAGAGCGAAGAAAGAAAACAUAAAAUUUAGCGCUAAUGAACUGAUUGGAUCUUGUCAAUGUAGCUUUAGACCUGAGAGUUCAAUAAUUAAGCACAUAUGCGCUAGUUGCCACCUCGGUAUGCACAUCUUCGGCGAACCCAGUGAAGUGACUGGAAUCGACAUUAGCCGACUUAAAAACUUUAUUAUAGAGUUCAAGCACUACCAGAAGGGUCUUAGUGAUCCGUUAGGAGUUUUGCGGAUGUCACAAAGGACAGUCGAAUCUGCCCACGUGAGAUUUUCUGCAGCUGCAGAGAUCUAUCCUUUAACCUAACCUAACCACACAUUCGCAAAGCGUCAAUUUCGAGCUAAAAUAUGAAGGUAAUAAUAGAUCGACUCCAACCAAUACAUUAAACAGCGCGACUUUCUGUCGUACGAUUUCUUUAAUUCUGGAUGAAUAAUAGGUCAGUCAUUAAAACAUGAUUACAACUAGAUAAAGACUCGAAUUAAGAUAAUUUCGCCAAUUGGACCAUAUAGAACUCCGUUAAUAAGUUUUUGGUACAGACUUUUUGUACUCGCGUGACUAGAGUGACCUAAAAUGAUGUAGACAAUAUAUAUCGACAAGUUAGUCUUAUCAAAUAACUGAUCUGUAUCGCAUCAAAAAGAGCAUGCAAUUAUCUUAACGAGCACCCCUCGUCUACAACUUUACCACACGAUAGUGUAAUUAAAUAAAUCGUGAACACCAAUAAUUGCUGCAAUCUUAUUCUAUUAAGUAACUUUUAACUAUAAUAUUUUCCCAUUCGAGUGCCUCAGCUCGAAACUGCAAUAUUUAGAAUGACGAAAACCGAUAUUGAAAUUUUAAUUAAUCCUCGGCGGCACUUUAUAAUAGAAAAUUUUAAACGAUGAAUAAAUUGAGUCGUCACCUUUUCACACAUUUCAAACGCUUGCCACCCCCAAAAAGCACACCUCAUUUACACACUUCGGCUACUAGCCGGCGCUAUUUACAUAUCAAAUGACUAAAUUCCUUUAUUAGGUGCUAAAUCGUGUGGCGCCCAUAAGCAAAUUGAUAGUUUUAAUACAAUUAAAUUGGGGAAUAUGCACAGCAAACGGGAAUAAUUGAUGUGAUAAUCAUAAGUGAUUACUUAAUGUCUUAUUACAUAGAUAAAUAAUAGAUAACUGGACAUGUGGAAGUUUACUCAACCCAGAAGCAUUUAAAACACAAAAUAAUGAAAAAUUGAAAUUCACUUUAAAAAGGAGGAAGUCGUUGAAAACAACUCCAUUUGGGUAUUAAAAAUUCGGAAAGCUUUUAGGUCCUCGGCGUAUUCGACAAUUAAAUCUUAUUUUCACAAUUCGUUUGACAGCAAGCUAGGCAAUUCUAUAACUCUAAAAAACAGCUCUAAUACCGCGGAAGCGAUCUACGAAAGUAGGGUUAUGUUAAUUUCUGAAGAGGGUAUUUCUUGAUAUUAUUCAUAUAUAAUAUCUGACUAAAUAAAUAAUGGAACACAAAGUGUAGACUAAAUAUAGUACUAUAUAAAACAGUGUGAACUUUGAAUCAUAAACAUUUUCGUAAGCCUAUUUAAGCUUUGAAAGCGCACCAUAAUGGAUAAACUGGCAGUGCUAUCCUCGCGCAUAUUUCCAUCCGAUCCGUCUAAAGGUAAAAUCGGUUCAAUAGAGUAUAAUGUGUGGUUAGCGCAGUUGUUCGGUGUGCCUGUGGUGGGUUUAAAGGCAGAGUCACCUUUAUUGAGGAUUGCGCUCGGAAUAUAUGGCGUUUUGCUCACACUGUUGGUGACAUUCAUCUAUACGGGUUUCGAGAUUUACGAUAUGAUUUUAUGUUGGCCCAAUUUGGACGAUUUAUCGCAGAAUAUUUGCUUGUCUUUAACCCACAUCGCUGGAGUGCUGAAGGUUAUUAAUAUUUUAUAUCGCCUGGAUGAAGUUGCGCAUGUGGUGAGAAGAAUUGAGUACUCUGCAAAGACUUAUGUGAUUUCUAAAAGACAGUUAGUGGCAUUUUAUCGUGGUGAAUUUGAGAAUAAAAUACCGUUAACAAUUUAUGCCUCGCUGGUGGGUUUCACCGGCGUUCUUGGCAUCAUAUAUCUGUUCUACAAUCCUAUUGGCGUGGCGGGUCAAAUAUUCCCCUAUCGCGUAAAGCUGCCCCAUUGGAUGCCUUUCGGCUUACAACUGGCUUAUAUGGGUAUCAGUGUCUUAGUGUUUGCGCUACAAAUCGUUUCCAUCGACUAUCUCAAUGUGACAAUGAUCAAUCAAAUACGUUUUCAAUUGAAAAUUUUAAAUUUGGCUUUUGAGGAGCUCAAGUUGGAUUGCGGCAGUAAGAAGAAGGCACACAUUAAUCACGACAAACGCCUACAAACCAUAGUUGAACAUCAUUGCCUGCUACGCGAUCUGCGCAUUAAUGUGGAGGAAAUAUUCCGUAUGCCGGUGCUCUUACAGUUUUUCACCUCACUCAUCAUAUUCGCCAUGACGGGCUUUCAGGCAAUUGUCAAAACGGAGAAUUCGAAUGGUGCUGCGCUCAUUUACUGUUAUUGCGGCUGCAUAUUCUGCGAAUUGUUCGUUUAUUGUUGGUUUGGUCAUGAGGUGUCGGAACAGAGCAAGACCCUGACAACAAGCGGUUACAGCUCGCAUUGGUUUGAGUUUGAUCAGCGUUUUAAGAAAUCACUUUUAAUAUUUAUGUGUAAUUCGCAAACACCAUUUGUUUUUACAGCCGGUGGUUUUAUGUCGCUUUCGCUACCCAGUUUUACUGGUAUUUUGAGCAAAUCUUAUACUGUCAUUGCACUGCUGCGACAAGUAUAUUCACGUUGAUGUUCUUAUAUGGGACUCUAUAGCUUACACCGAAGGCUUUCACGAAAAGCUCUCUGCUGUAUUAUGGAGUGCUGAUUUAAAAAGAGCUUUAACAAAAAGCUUUCAUGAAAAGCUAUGCGAUUGUAUGAUAUAUUUAAUUAUGAAGUGUUUAUUUAGUACAGAAGCUUUACUAAAAGCUUUCACAAUAAUCUAUGUGAAUAUAUAUUAUUUUUUAGUAUGGAAUAUUUAUUUAAUGAAAAAGCUUUGACAACAAGCUUUCACGAAAAGCUAAUGAAUUGAACGAAACAACUUUUAUAAAAAACUUUCAAUGGUAUUAUUUAGUGUUUACUUAACGAAAAAACUUAAAAAGAAAGCUUUCAUAGAAAGCUAUUUAUAUGUAGACGUCAUUUAUCAUGAUUUUGGACAGCCGGAUUUACCGUUAAACAGCGCUAAACAAAUAAAUAUAACUAUAUAUUAUUAGAUUUGCUUGCUGGGAACUUUUAAUAAAACAUACGA